Molecule: messenger RNA, 8312 nt
Organism: Lymnaea stagnalis (great pond snail)
Lineage: Eukaryota; Metazoa; Mollusca; Gastropoda; Lymnaeidae
Source: the annotation of a GenBank genome assembly
GAUAAAUGUCAAGAAGGUGAUGAGAUCAAGAUAGACUCCAGCACAUGUACAUCCCACAGUCAAGAAAACAACAGCUACCAAAAGCAUCACCAUCAUCGACAUCACACCCACCAUCAUAACUCCCCACACAAGAAGCACUCUACUAGGAAACAUGAAAGUAAUUGUGACCAUAUGGAUGGUGAACGUGAGUUGUUGCAGAUCUCACCACUAAAAAUAUUGAUUCGGGAUCCAUUAAAAGCUGCAUUGAAAUCCAAAUCUCUUUCUGUCAAUGUUAAUGAUGAGCACUUUGAUGCACCUAUUUAUUCCAAAAGUUCAGUAGACAAUUUUGAUAGUAACAUUUGCAAUCAAGAGAUUUUCAAUGGAAUAAAUGAGGAUGCAAAUUUUAAAACUAAUGUGGAACAACUGGCAAUAAAUAAUGAUUUUAAAAAUGAUAACAUCAAUGAAAGAGUUAAUAGUAUUUUACCAAUACCAGUGAUUGUAGCACCUGUAGACAAGCAUGAUGUCUGUCUUAACCAUUCAGAUAUAUUGUCAGUAAAUAUAAAAAAUCUUCAUGAGGACAGCAAGGAUGAGAAAAUGGUUCACAUUGAACCCAUGGGUCAUGUUGAUCAACCAGAACUAAGGUUGAAAUCAGAAGAUAAUCAUCAACAAUUUAUGAAAGAAAAUGGUCAUGAAAUAGUUGAUGAAGGAUUUAAGCCAGAUACUAAUAAUAAAGUAAACUUGAAUGAGAUAAUUAAAACUGAAAAAGGAUUGCAUGAAACUUUGGACUGUUCAAUUACUGCUGAUAAUAAAUGUGAUAUAAAUUCUGAGGCCAUUAAGCAGGAAGCUGGCUUUUUAAACAAAAUUUCAAAAAGCAAUACCUCAUCUAUAGACAAUUCACACUGUGCUGAUAAGAAACAAAAAAAUGAAACUAAAAACCUUAACAUAAAUCAGUCAUCAUUAGUGUCUUCAAGCUAUGAUGCUGCAGCUAAGCAUGCAUCUUCCAAAGAUAAAUCUGCCCUCACAUCAAGCAAAGAUGGCACACAUCAUUCAUCAAAUUCUACUAAACAUAAAGCUUCAUCAUUGCUGCCUUCGUCAACAAGUCAAUCUAAACCGAGCCAUACUUCAACAUGUAAUUCUCAUCGAAGUGAAAAGCACAAAUCUCAGUCAAGCAAAGAUCACUCAUCUGUUAAGCCAUCGUCAUCAACAUCUUCGUCCAAAUCAUCAAGGAGUUCUCAUAGAGAUCAUAAACAUUCAUCUUCAAAACAUGCCAAGUCAAACCGCAGCGUUCAAACAGAUGACUUUAGCCUGAUAAAUCCAUCUACAUUCAAGCCUGAAUACCCUAUGAGUUAUGUAAAUACACUUUACCGCUUAAAUAUGUGUCAAAACUAUUUUGAGGACAUCAUUCAACCACAGUUCAGAAAAUACAUUCAUGUUGAAAGAUAUACUAAUGGUGGGGCAUUUGUUUUGCAUGCUUAUCAUGAUGAACUUGCAGAAAUGGAUAGUAAAAGCAUGGAGAAAUUUGUAGACCAUUACUUUGACUUAAUGUUUGGGGAGGAGAAAGAGGGUGAAAGUCGUUUUGUCAUGGGAAUCGUGCACAGUGCAGCUCGGCCAAUGCCAGAUUUUCUAGAUUAUUUAGUUGAACAUUACCCGCAUCUUACGGUAAAAACUGGCAACAAAGGAAAAUCUGAUAUUGAGACAACUACUAUUGAAAAAUUUAGAGAGCAGGUUGGUACUAUCCUACUUAUUUUUAUUCAAAUAGUCUUAUUUUCAAUUCUUAGGUACACAUGUGAAUAAUUGUUUUACCUUGUAAGAAUUACAACCUAGUUGCUAUAAAGUAUAAUAGUUCAGUUCUGUGAAAAUUAGACUCCUGCCAUGUUUGAAAAAAAUACUUUACAUAUUUACAGUUAAUGGUUAUUUAAACACCAUACAGAAUCAAAGAUUAAAUAAAGUAAGACGGGUAUGCCCUAAUUUGCAAAAACGUGUUUGCCGGUGUCAGUAAUAGUUCUCUGUGAAUUGUACUCCUUUCAAGAAGAAUUUAAUAAUAAAAUAUAUAAUAAAUUAAUUAAGGCUAGGGAUUUAGUUUUAAAGCUUAACAAUUUUUUUUUUCUGAUUAAGAAAGGAGGUAAAUAAAUAUCUUAUAAGACAUAUUCAUAAAAGUUCAAAAGCUAAUAUAUUUCAACUUUAAAAAAUAAGCAAUAAACCAUUUUAAUUAUUUUUAUCAUCUACGUGACAAUUAGAAAGUCUCUGAGUUAAAAACAAUAUUUAAUUAACAACCUUUCAGUUUUUAAUUGGUAGUAGUAGUGUGGCUUCACCAUAUUGUAAUUUUGAUGGUGUUGUGUUCAAAGUUAUUAUUUAUAUUUUUUUAAUGUUGUAGCGCCAAUCCCUAUCAUGAUGUCCAUUUCAAUAGCUGGUACAAACAAAUCCAAUAGGGGGUAUUAUUUUAAAGCACCUUUACAUCGGAGUGCAAAAUAAUAAUUCACUUCAUUUCUGAGGGAAAAUAUAAAACGUAUCUAGGUCAAACAUUAAAAGAUUUUUUUUAUUUUUUCUUGAGGUCACCUAUUAAAUAUUGAAAAUAUGGAGUUAUUCGCACUAAAUCCCAUUUCUGAUAAAAGCUCUAGUCUUGUCACUGAUCUUGCAUGAAAAAACCCAAUUUAAUGGAGAAAAAUAUUUUUUUCCCCUGUAAGAUUGAGAAUUAGUAGGUUUCUAUUCACUAGGCUACCUGUUAAAAAGUAUAAGAACCCUUGCUAUUUUAGUAAAUACUAAACAAUUGAGCCCUUUUUUUCUACUGACACAGGAAUAUUGUAUUUAUGUUGCAGAUUGAUCAAACUUACAAGGGUGGAGUUUUCCGUGGCGGCGGUCUGGAUCAAAUUAGUCUUGUUGGCACAGUCAAUGAGGAGGUAGGGGAUUUUUUCCCAGAUUUCCUGGACAAACUUGAAUCCGACCCUUUUAUUCGUGCUGUGACACCAUGGGGUCGUCUGUCAAAAGAGAAAAUGAAAUCUCGAAAAGAAAGUGAUGAUGGUCCUAUACUAUGGACUCGUCCAGGUGAACAGAUGAUUCCACCAGCUGAAAUGCCAAAGUCUCCGACGAAAAGAAAACGGUAAUUUUACUAUUUCAAAAGUUAAAUUCUUCCUUGCUGGAUUUCAAAUUGUAACUGCCCUGAUUGGUUAAUUUUUAUAGGCGCCACAUUAAGGGAUUAAAAAUGAACUGUUUCUUAAAUUCCGCUUUACAAGUUUUAUUAUUUAUUGAAAUAAAACUAGGGAUGACAAAUGCAAUAUUGGUUUUUAAAAUUAUGUGGGUGGGGUUUUUUGGGGUUUUUUUUUUUUUUGCAUAUUGUGGAGAGUUCGGACCACGACGGCGCCUGACGUAAUCCGUACGACGGCGCCUGACGUAAUCCGUCUGACCACCCAAGCUUGUGGAGAGUCGGACCACGCACGAGCGUCGGACCACGACAUGAACAAAAACGUAGUCGCCAAAUGAAAUGUACAAUAUGUUGUCACAGCGCUCAUUUUGAUGCAAAGUUUCUGGUUUUCAUCGAUCUUUUAUGAAAGCACCUCAAAUAUAUUGAUAUGAAGCCUGAUAGAAACUGACAGUUGGAUUUAAAUCAGAUUUCUAAAUUUAAAAAUGCCUCCUCCCCCACCCCCCCCCCCGAACUGUAUUGACACAAAUCAUCAAGUCUAUGUAAACAGAAUUAUUUUAAAAAGUGCUUUUGAAGGUAUGAACAAAAACAAAAUUAUAAAACUCAGAUAGCUUGCACACAGGUAGCUUGCACACAGGGGUAAGAUGAAUUAUUUAAAACAAAAUUUUAUAUUUAUUUUUCUUAUUUAAAUGUUUCUAGGGGAGCUAAUGAACUAAAGAAUCUUCAUUACUUGCCACGUGCUUCUGAGCCCAGAGAGUUUCUGUUUGAGGAUCGUACCCGAUGUCAUGCUGACCAUGUAGAUCAUGGACCAGAUAGAAUGACAACUGCUGCAGUGGGAAUGUUGAAAGCAGUACACAAAAGAGGAGAUAAGUAAGUCAUCUAUAUGUUUUGGUAAAUUUCAAACUCUAAAAUCUGUUUAUGCCAAUUUUGAAUUGAAUGACCUCCCUUAUUUGAAACCCACACUUGGUUAGUGAAUUCAAAGCUUUCUGAAGGGAAAAAAAGAUCCUUUUCAGCUAAAUUUUGUAAAAAUCAAAUGGCUAAUAUUUUUCCUAUACAUUAUUUGAAUUCUUUUUUUUAUAUAUAUAUAAAAUUAUAUAUUUUUUUAAAAUAAUUUUUCUUAACUACUGUAUCAAUUUAAAAUCCAGCAUAUUUAUCAUAGAAAUUGGUAUAAUUUGGGUUACAGCGCUCAGAUUUAAACUAAAGUCCAUUUUAAAAUAAUUAGACUUGAUUAGUGUAUUUAAUCCCAUUGAUAAUUUUUUUGAUAAUUUCUUCUGAAAUCUUUUCUAAUAAUUCACCCUACAUUUCUGUUCCUUUUGAUGGAUACAUUCUAUUGACUUUAUAUUUUUAAAUUCCCUUUGUAUCCUCAGUGAUGAAUACGAUCCCCCUGAAGGCCGUAUUGUUAAAGAUGUCAUCUGUUUCCACCCUGGGGACUUUGCCCAGCUGACUGACCUACUGCAGUUGGACCUCCAUGAACCUCCUGUCUCACAGGUUGUCACUAUGUCUUAAAUCUCCAUGAAUCUCCCAUCUGACAGGCUGUCACUAUCUCUUAAAUCUUCAUGAAUGGCCUGUCUCACAGGUUGUUAUCAUGACUUUAAUCUCCAUGAACUUCUUGCCUCACAGGUUGUCACUAAAAUAGGCAUUUUAACUGUAUCCUUUAGUAGGAGGAAAUAUCAAGUGCCAACAAUCCUAUUUACUAAUGGUUCCCAAACUUUAUGAUCCAGCACCCUUGCUGAUCAGUUGUUGUUUCUUCAAAAUGCCCUCUGUCUAAUUCUCACAAGUAAACUGCAAAGUAAAGAAGAAUAUGUGUUUUAAAAUGUGGGUUAGAUGAAAAGAAAGAUAUAUAAAAUAUCACAAAUCUCUCUAUAGUAACCAUAAGUACAGGCUUGUGCAAACAAUGAUUUGUAAGUGCGUUACUUGUUUUCCCCAGGUCAUCUAAAUGUUGUGUCCUAUCUCUUUAAAAUGAAAGUUAUUCUAAUAUUUUGCGAAGCCCUUUUUUGCGCAGCUUGCAUAAACUUUUGGAACCACUUUUCCUUACAAUGUAAUCAAGUAUUAGAUUUGUGAAAAUUGGCAAACCUUAAAAAUAUCGUUUUAUCUCAAAUUUAUAUUGCAAUGUUUAUUUUUGAGAUUUGUUUUAGCUACAUUACUAGAAGCUAAUUUUUACUAUUUAGUGGUUGGCGAAGGAGCAUACUUAUCUUAUACAUAAAUUAAGGAUAAAUGUCACAAUAAGGUUGGCGCAGCUCUUGACUUGAUGUUAUAUCAGUCUUCACUGGCACCUGAUUUUUUUUUAAAAAUAUGAUCCAUGAAAGAGGACGAAUAUAAAUUUAUUAAGAGCCAGAUUCAACCAUCUGCAUACUAGAUGAACAAUUGUUGUCACAACGUUAAUGAAUAAUUAUUUUACUUUUAUUAAAAGUUACUUGGGUAAUAUUUUUUUAUUUGUAAAAAAAAGAAACUCAAAUAACCUGUAAAACAGACAAUUAAAUCCUAUAAUUGUCAUUAGCUUUAUCUGCUUCAUUCGAUUAUUUAGCUUAUCUAUUGUUAAAUACUUUUUAGGGAUGAUCGGGUGUAGGGGGGGGGGGGGGGCUGUUUUGACUCAUAAAUAAAAAGUCUAAUUAAGGGAUACAGGAGCAAAAUAAAGACCUAUGCAUGAUCAUAUCUUUUAUAUCUAUUUUUAACAUCUCUAGUUUGACCUAUUUAUAGAAAGACUUUGACUUGGUAUGCUUGUAAUUAGUUUUUGCAGUGUUGCGUUUGUAUUAAAUGUGGUAAAUUAUAGAUUUGUUUUUUUGUUGACUUUGUACCGCGCUUCGAGCCUUUGGGGAUGAAGCGUGUUUUUGAAAUAAACUUUAUUAUUAUUAUUAUUUGUCUUUCCAUUUCAGUGUGUCGCCUGGGUGGAAGAUGCGAAGUUAAAUCAGCUUCGUCGGGAUGGCAUACGCUACGCACGUGUCACUUUGAGAGACAAUGACAUUUACUUCAUUCCACGAAAUGUCAUCCACCAGUUUAGAUCUGUAUCCGCUGUUACAAGCAUUGCCUGGCACAUAAGGUCACUACUUUAUAGAGAGUUAUUUUAGAAGCUCUUCUCUAUCUUGCAAGCCUGAUAUUUAACUUAAUCAGGUUAAAUUGUAAUUGAGAAUUUUUUUUAAAUAGGAUUGUGAAAGUUGCUUUUUGUAUUUUUAAAACAAGUAAAACGUUUGGUCCUGGGAACUAGGGUUGCAGAGGUGAGCGAAUUGGCACCAUAUCGCUUCAUCUGCCCAUUUUAAUGGCUGCCAUACAUGUGUUCAUAGUUAUUUGCUUCUUUCAGAUAAUUUGGGGGGGGGGGGGGGGGGGGGGGUUGUGUGUGUGCCUGGAAGAGAACUUGAAAAUAAAAGUGGCUUGUGUACAAAGAAAAAUGGCAUCUUGUCCCAAAGGGAGCAUCAACCUGAUCUUAACGGUCCUAAGAGAGCAUGAGGCUUGAUUCAUUUGGGGGGAAAUCUUUAGGAAAUGUAAUUGUUGAACUAUAAUAUUAGAUCAGUGGCUCUCAACCUUCCUAAUGCCGUGACCCUUUAAUACAGUUCCUCAUGUUGUGGAGACCCCCCAACCGUAAAAUUAUUUUCUUUCCUGCCUCAAAAAUAUGUGUUUUCCAAUGGUUUAGGCGACCCUUGUGUAAAGGUCAUACGCGCCACAGAGGGGUCACAAUAACAUGCUGAGAACCGCUGUAUUAUAUAGUGGUGGAGUUUUAUGUAGUUUAUAAGGGUCUGUUAAGAUUUAUGCACUCAGGUUAAACAUUUGUUGUCAAAUUUCUUGUUUGAACAGGUUAAAAAUCUACUACAAGAACUUGUUCCAGUCAGCUGAAUCACCACAAGCCAAGGACAAUCAAAAACAAGAGGUGACCAGUACAGACCAGUCAAUGAAAACUGAACCCUCUGAGCUUCCCAAUAAUUGUGCGUCACCGGUCAAGCAGACGUCAACCUUUACACCAACAGAGACAUCUCCAGCCAAAGUGUCUGUCAUCGACCCUGAUGAGGUCCCAUUGAAAACACCUGCAAAACAUAAAGAUAUCAGCACCAACAACACUGAUGCUGUCAAACUAAAAAACAAGCACAGCAAUGUCAGUGGUGACAGGAAUGAGAAGAAAACACCAGAGAAAAAUAAACCAUACAAGUCAAAAACUGGUGAGAAAAGCAGCAAAUUAGCAGAGAAAGGUUCAUCGACACCGUCUAAAGACAAAAUUGUUGUGCCCAAAGCUGAGAAGGCUGCUUGUAAUCACACUAAGGAAACCACCCACGUCAAGGAGGAGAAGACACCGCCAGCUAAAGAUAAAAAUAACUUUGCUGUGAAGAGUGAACCGAAAGAGGCCAGUGGAUCUGAGAAAGACAAGAAGACAAAAUUUGAUUUGAAAUCAAGUAUGUUGGCCCCUAUGAAAUCAAGUGUGGUUGCCCAGAUCAGCGAAACAAAUCAGUCAGCAGUUAAACACAAACAGGCAACAGAUAAACACAAAACAUCCCAGGGGAAAGUGAAGGAUGACAACAAAUCCCAUAGAAAAUCAUCGGGUGUGACAGACGACAGCAGGAAUGUAAGCGCCAGCACUAGUGGUAAGUCUGUCAAAGCCAGCGAGGUUAAGCCAGACGGUAGUAAAUCAAGGGUGGCAGAUUCCAAGCAUGGGAACACUUCAAAGGGCAGCUCUUCAAAGAAUGGAGUCAUUAAAAAUGAUACGAGUAAAUUGAAACCUGUCGAAAAUAAAUCUGAAAAGUUGUCCACAAGCAUAAAUCCACCUAAAACUGAAACAAAGACGAGUAAAUCAGGCGGCGAUGUCCUGAAGGAGAAGCAUGUGAGCACCCACAGUAAAUCCAACAAAGACAGCUCAAGCUUAUCAAAGUCCUCCCAAGAUGGAACAAUGUCUACUAAAGAUGAAAAGUCUCUAACUGGACAUAAACCUUCAUCGCCUGACAAAGGCAGAUCAGCGAAACAUAUCAACGGAAAUACUUCCAAGCAUUCUAAAGAACAUGCACCAUCUUCAUCGAGAAAACAUGACAAGUCGCGGACUGAGAGUGAGAGAAGAAAACAUCACAGUGUUAGGGCAUCUCAAUCCCCUUGUGGUAAGAAAAUGGUGGAUCCUGUACUGGCUCCUGUGACACAGCAGGGGUUAGAGCCCCCAGUGUCAGUGAGCAUUGCAAGGCAAACUGAUGCCGGUCAAGACACUCAACAUGAAGUAGCUGUUGCUGAG